UGUAUAUGAACAAUUUAAUUCAUUAAAUCAUAAUAGCUUAUUCAUUUGAAGCUAUGCUACUAAAAUGAAAUAAGAAAUUAUGAAUACCCUAAUUUAACACAAUAUAAAAUAAAUACUAUAAAAAUUGUACAAAUUUCUCUAAAUUAUAUAAUAAUAAUAAUAAUAAUUGUAUUUGAAUUCAAUUAAAAUUAUUAUUAUUAUUACAAUAUGAGUGAACGUAAAGCUGUAAUUAAAAAUGCUGAUAUGAGUAAUGAAAUGCAAGAGGAUGCAAUACAUAUAGCUGCUGGUGCAUUAGAUAAACAUGAUUUAGAAAAAGAUAUAGCUGCUAAUAUUAAAAAAGAAUUUGAUCGUAAAUAUAAUCCUACAUGGCAUUGUAUUGUUGGACGAAAUUUUGGAAGGUAAGUUUAAUUAUUAAUGAAUGAAUAAAUCAUAUUUCAUAUAUGUAUCAUGAUUACCAAGAUUAAGAAAUUACAAGACAUUUAUGUAUAGGUCUAUACAUGUACAUGCAUAAAAUGUUAUAAUUCUACAAUUCAAAAUGUAAACUUCAUUGAUAAUAUUGAACAUUAAACUGUAUUUUCCAUCUUGUAUUAUUUAUUUGUACAAGUAAGUGGUUAUUAAGUGUUAGUAAUUAAGUGGAUAAUAUGAUAGUGUUUAAAGUGAACAGUACCGGGGUUCAAGUCCCAGAGUGUAAAUCAACUUUGGGUACAUCUAGCUGACGAGUACAAAUUAGGAUGAAACCCACAUUUUUUUGAUUCCACUAUAAAACACCAUUCAUCUUUGUUUAUACAACUUGUAAUUUCCAUAAUACAAAUUCUUAAAAUGUACUAUUCAAAAACUAUCAAUCAAACUAAACUAUACAUAAUCGUUUUGGUUCAACUUCUUUGUAUCUAUGAUUUCAUCAAUUGAAUUAAAUUGAAAUCAUUUACAAAUCCGAAUGUAUGAUAAAUCGAUAAGAUAUUUACCUGCUUUAAUUUAAAUCAGGUUUAUAAAUCGAUAUAUUAGGAACUAUUUCUUUCAAUUUUCAAUAAUUUUAUAUCAAUAAUUAAAUAUACAUUUUUUCUCUCUAUUUCUGUUUUCCUUUUAUUUAUUCAUCAUUACAUAAUAAAGUUAUGUAACACAUGAAACACAUAAUUUUAUAUAUUUCUAUUUGGAUGAUCGAGCAUUCCUUCUAUUUAAAUCUGGAUAAAAGAAUAAUUUAUAAAAGAACUUAUGAAGAUAAUUAUAUUGAACAAUACAAAUUUAUGGAUCUAUUCAAUGUACUUGACUUUUCGUAUAUUUGUCUUCAUUGAUUGCAUUAUAUUAUGUUGGUAAUUGAAAAGAAAAGGAAUAUAUCAUUAUUGUUUU
Messenger RNA from Schistosoma intercalatum, 1344 nucleotides. NCBI's taxonomy places the organism in Eukaryota, Metazoa, Platyhelminthes, Trematoda, Strigeidida, Schistosomatidae. The record is from the annotation of a GenBank genome assembly.